Messenger RNA from Cicer arietinum (chickpea), 1642 nucleotides. Its product is annotated as probable carbohydrate esterase At4g34215. NCBI's taxonomy places the organism in Eukaryota, Viridiplantae, Streptophyta, Magnoliopsida, Fabales, Fabaceae. The record is from RefSeq and is a predicted model, not a curated record.
UAGAUUGGUAUGAAACUUCAAUGAUGACCAACAUUGGUCUCUAGAAAUAAACUUUACUGUCUUCUCUUCAGUAAAAGCAAGAGAAAACAUUCUUGGGUGUUUUAAAAUUUAAUUCAUUUUGAUUAUGUCACCUACUCAGGUGAGGUGUUAGUUGUCAUGUUUGGGACGAUUUUCAACUAUUGAUCUACAAUCGAUUGUCUAUUGUAGAAAUUUUCAAAAAGAAAAAGUGAGAGGUAGGAAAGAAUAUUACCUUUAAUGGAAAUUAUUGAUAUUAGAUGCAGAUGUAUAUUUUAAUUUCUCAAUUAUGAACUUUUAGUAAAAAGGUUUAUAUUGUAUUUAAUUAUUAUAAUAAAUAAAUAAACAUAUUGGUAUUGGUGUUGGUGUUUUAUGUUUUUGACAUAUACUAAACAUUAACUCACACUUAUCAUCAAAAUCCCUUCUUCCCUAUCCCUAAAAACUAACACACACUUUUCUUAGCUCCCAGCAUUAAUGAUGGAUGUAAUGUCUAUUAUGUUGCCAUGGUUCGUGUACAUUUUGGUUGUAGCAACUUAUUGUGGCAGAGGAGCUAAAGACAUUUUCAUAUUGGGUGGACAAAGCAACAUGGCUGGUCGAGGAGGUGUUAUUAAUGGAAAAUGGAAUGGUAUUGUCCCACCAGAAUGCAAUCCAAACCCAUCAAUUUUAAGUCUAAGUGCAAAACUCAAAUGGGUGGAAGCCCAUGAGCCUCUUCAUUCAAAUAUCGAUGUGGGAAAGGCUUGUGGUAUUGGGCCUGGGCUUGCUUUUGCAAAUGAAGUUGUUCGAAGAAAAGGUGGUGUUGUGGGUCUUGUCCCUUGUGCAGUUGGUGGUACGAGAAUUGAAGAGUGGAAACGUGGGUCGAAAUUGUAUAAUGAAUUGGUGGGACGAUCCAUUGAAUCAGUGAGGGAUGGUGGUGGAAGAAUUAGAGCACUUGUUUGGUAUCAAGGUGAGAGUGAUACAGUUAGAGAAGAAGAUGCUAAUGCAUAUAAACAUAGAAUGAAGAAUUUUAUUUUGAAUCUUCGCUCAGAUCUUCAUCUUCCUUCACUUCUUGUAAUUCAGGUAGCAAUUGCAUCAGGGGAAGGCAAGUUUAUAAAGAAAGUGAGAAAAGCUCAACUAGGCAUCAAACUGCCUAAUGUCAAAUGUGUUGAUGCCAAGGGAUUGCAUCUCAACCUAGAUAAACUCCAUCUUACAACAAUGUCUCAGCAGAUUUGGAAAUGAGAAAAUGCUGAUUAAGUGACAUACCGCACCAUACGCCAUUGCACCACAACCAUGUUAAGGAAUGUAUUAAGGUCCAUCACGUGUGAAGAGCUUGUAAAAUCAAGUUAUCAAUGUCACUUAGUUUCUAAAAAUUAUGGUUAUUAAUUUAAAGUGAAGUUGAGUAAAUAACUAAAUACUAUCUAUGAAAACAAGAUUUUUUAUUUGUUAGAGUCAUGUAGGUGAAAAUGACAGGAGACAUAGUAGGCCACUUUGAAUUAGACCGUACAAGAUCAGAAAAAUAAUUGCAUUUUUCGAAGGUAAAUAUGCAUUUUUGGAUCAUAGCAAUUUCAUAUAAAGGCUCUGUAUUUAAUAAUUAUACGAUUGACAGAUUGUUCUGGAGCCCAGUCAGUAAGUAUCAAUGUCUCUAACCGUA